Petromyzon marinus (sea lamprey) is the source of this 5148-nucleotide messenger RNA. RefSeq names its product ARF GTPase-activating protein GIT2-like. Lineage: Eukaryota; Metazoa; Chordata; Hyperoartia; Petromyzontiformes; Petromyzontidae. The record is from RefSeq and is a predicted model, not a curated record. Gene Ontology annotation, biological process: regulation of G protein-coupled receptor signaling pathway; brain development; regulation of ARF protein signal transduction. Gene Ontology annotation, molecular function: small GTPase binding; GTPase activator activity. Gene Ontology annotation, cellular component: synapse.
GCGUCUGCUCUCACUGCCCGAGCUGCCGCUGCUGCUGUUGUUGCUUAACGGGGGGAGUGGGGGGUAGGAGGGUGCGCAACUCCGAGCAACUUUAAUCGCUCGCUUGCUUAAACUACGUAGCAGUAACUUUGUAAGAGCGCCACCGGCCAAUGAGUUGGGCAGGACGAGCUACAGCACCUGCAGUGAUUUUUUUUAUUUUGUUUGUGCGUAACAAGCGGGCGUAGUCUUUGUGUUCGCGAUAACUGCGGUUGUAAGUGGUAGGUGAGCGACGUGUGAGUCUUUCAAUGUCACGAAAGUUGCGGGCUCCUGACGUGUGCGCAGACUGCAGCGCAGGCGACCCCGGCUGGGCAUCGAUAAACCGUGGCGUGCUCGUCUGCGAUGAGUGCUGCAGCGUGCACCGCUCCCUGGGCCGUCACAUCUCCCAGGUCAAGCACCUGCGGCACAGCAACUGGCCGCCCUCCCUCCUCCAGACAGUGCAGGCCCUUGUGACCAGUGGCGCCAACUCCAUCUGGGAGCACUCCCUGCUGGACCCCGUGCAGAUACAGAGUGGCCGACGCAAGCCCAACCCUCAGGAUAAGAUCCACCCCACCAAGGCUGAGUACAUCCGGGCCAAAUACCAGCUGCUGGCAUUCGUGCACCGCUUCUCAUCUCGAGAUGACGAGAGCGUUACUGCCGAGGACAUCAGUAAGCAACUGCACUCGAGUGUGCGAACUGGGAACCUGGAGACCAGCCUGCGGCUGCUGUCCCUGGGGGCCUAUGCAAACUUCUUCCACACGGAUAAGGGCUCCACUCCUCUCCACGUGGCAGCCAAGGCUGGGCAGACGCUUCAGGCAGAGCUGCUGGUGGGAUACGGCGCAGACCCUGGGGCUCUGGACAUGAAUGGAAAAACCCCCGUGGUAUACGCACGGCUCGCAGGGUAUCAUGAGCUGGCUGAGAGGCUGAUGGAGUGUCAGUAUGAGCUGACGGAUCGCCUGGCCUUCUACCUUUGUGGAAGGCGUCCCGACCACAGGAGUGGCCAGCACUUCAUCAUCCCACAGAUGGCUGACAGAAGGACACCAAACCUGGAUCUCUCCGAGUUGGCUAAAGCUGCAAAGAAAAAGCUUCAGGCUCUGAAUAAUCACCUUUUUGAGGAGCUGGCAAUGGAUGUGUACGAUGAGGUGGAUCGCAGGGAAACUGACGCAGUGUGGCUUGCAACGCAGAACCACAGCAUGCUGCUGAGCGAGCGCACUGUGGUGCCGUUCCUGCCCGUCAACUCGGAGUACUCAUCAACGAGAAACCAGGGCCGGCAGAAGCUCGCACGCUUCAACGCUCGCGAGUUUGCGACGCUCAUCAUCGACAUCCUGAGCGAUGCCAAGAGAAGGCAGCAAGCCGUGACCGCUCUAGGGCCCAAAGACGUUCACCUGACGAACCGGAACGAGGACGCUCCUCCCGCGGACGACCAGCCCGACUACGACAGCGUCGCCUCGGACGAGGAGCCCGACUCGGAGCAGGGCCCCCACGGCAGGGGCGGCCGCAGCAAGAAUGCCGCAUUUCCGAACGACACGGAUGGCCCCGUCGCCAUCCGGGAAUUGCUGGAUGUCAAGAAUGCCCUGGCAGCGUCUGAGGCCAAGGUGCAACAGCUGCUGAAGGUCAACAGCUUCCUCAACGAGGAGCUGCAGCACCUGCAGCACGAGGUCAGGAAACUGCACAGCGAGAACGCGGCGCUUCGGCAGCAGUACAACACCAGCGUUUACCAGAACCACAGCACCCCUUCCUCUGCCCCAUCCACGACUCCACCGCUCGCUCCGCUCGAUCGCAACGAUGUUGGGCCGCGGAGGGUGUGUCGGCCGUUCUCCAUGUACGAGACGGGACACCGCGCCUACCACCCCGCCGGGGACUCCGCGGCUCCAGGGGAGGUGCCCGCAUUCCAGAGCAGCCAGCCCUUCCAAAACAGCUUCUCACCACCACGCUACGUAGGGGUGGUGCCAGGCUGCAUGGCUCCAGCUGGAAGAGGGCCUCUCGCAAAUGCCGUGUCCUUUCCGUCGUCGCCCAACCUCGUGUCCUGGGGCCAAGAGACUCCGCGCCUGGUGGUCACCUACCAGCACACCUGGACACAGGCAUCAAAACUGGACAAGAGACUGAGUGCUGCUGGAAGCGACUAUGACAACACUCCAAAUGAAGAGGAGCAAAAUAACACAGGCAGCGGGACCAGCAUUGACACGGAGCGGGUGAGGUGCGACGGGCAGGCCGGCGCCUCCCCGCUCGGGGAUGGCGCCGGCGCGGCGCAGUGUCAGGAGUUGAGCGGAGACGUGGACCCUUCGCUUCCCAGCCCCGAGGACGUGAUCCACAAGACGGAGCACAUCACCAAGAACAUCCAGGAGCUGCUGCGCGCGGCGCAGGAGAGCAAGCACGAGAGCAAGCAGCUGGAGAGGGACAAUCUACGGCGCUUCAGGCACAGCCUGGGGUGCUUCAGCAGCCUGGUGCUGUGGGGCGAUCGCCCCAUGCCCCACCAGCCCACUCUGCAGCCACACAGGCCUAGCUCUCUCGACUGCUUUGUGCCGUGUUCAGAAAAAAUAUCUGCAGCAGUAUACGAGAUGGCAGCUCUAUUCCCUAAGAGGCCGGCGCUGGAGGCCGUGCGCUCCUCGCUGCGGCUGCUCACGAGCAGCGCCGCCCGCCUCGCCGCCGAGUGCCGCAAGACGGCCGCACCGUGGGGCCCCGGCAUGCCUCCUGUGGACCUGCAGCUGCUCACGCAGCAGGUGAUCCAAUGCGCCUACGACAUCGCCAAGGCCGCCCGCCAGCUCGUCGCCAUCACCACCAACGAGGGCGGCCAGUGACCACCGUGUCCGACCCCGAGGCCCACCUCCGUGCGGGUUGGGCUCGCUGGGAAAUGCUGAAGGGCGGGUGGCUGGAUUUGAGGCCUCUUACACCUCUUUUCCAACUGUACAACCGAACCGCACCAAGGCCGUGUCGAGCCAGUCCGGCACGGCUCUGGAGGUGCCCAGGUUGAUCUUUCACUGCGGAAGCCGGGUCGUGCCAUUGCCGUCAAACGCGGUGAACGCGGUGAACGUGUUGAAAUGCGUGUAUUUGAUUUGCUUGACGCUACGUCCUCAGUGUAGUGACUAACAUCACACACAAUGAAUGGAUCAUUAGACAAUACCCUUGGUCCUGCUUAAUUCAAAAUGUCAUGCGAGGCCCCCACCAUACCAUGGUUUGGUUCCAGCUUGGCAUGGCGGGUAGGCAGUGGAAAAAACCCACCUUGUACAGUGAAGGGCCCGGGCUGGCGUGGCUCGGAUGUGCAAGUGGAACGUGGGUAUUAGAUACCUGGGCCUAAUCGCCUGGGCAUAAAAAAGCAAUAAUAAAUGCAUGAGCAAACAUUGUAUUAUUGAUCUCAGGCACUGUGUGGUCACUGGCGACCGCACAGAUGUGGCCCAUCUGACAGUUUGUUUUGACUCGGUGGUUACUCAUCUCUGGGAGUAUAAAGCAGUGACGAAUGUGAAAUGGCUAAUGUCUGCAGCAGCUGCUGCGUGUUGUGGCCAGUGUGGUUUAUGCUAUGACAAGCAGUCUUGUGAUGUCUUGGGUCGGGAAAGCUUUCCUAAUCGAGUAUGUGAGCAUUUGUCUUUUUUGGUGGACAUUGAAAGUAUGGAAAUGGUAAAUGCCGUGAUAUAUUUCGCAAUAUCGCGAAACAUAGAUUUUUUUAAUUAUAAAAAAAAUAACAUGCAUACGUGGCAUUAACUUCCUAAAUUAUAUAUUCUAGAGUUGCAAUUCUUUGGGAGGUAAGGGGGGGGACAUGGGUUAUUUUGGUAAUCUUCAACUUUGUACUUUUUUAUGCCAUGGGAUAUCCUUUAACUCAAAAGGCAAAUCAUUUUAGUGACUCUUUGAGCUCUGCUCAUUAUGCCUGCUUGUUUAGUGCUCUUUGUCCGUAGAUGACUCGGCUUCAUCGUGCUGCUUUGCCUGUGUGCUUGUACUUGAAUUGCUGACUUACUGUUAUUUGACUCGGACUUUGAUGUUUCAUCAUAGACUAUGACAGUGGUUUAUAUGGCCACUUUCAAUGGACAGCGACCACAGCAGUAUCUUAUGAUGAGUUUUACUCGGUGAAUUUUGGAAUAAUACUGGAAUUGUUCCUUUUUUAGAAGGCAAUUUUAUUAAAUGUGUGUUUAAUAAAAUUAUAAUACUCUGUGCUAUGCUGCUGAAUAUAGCAAAUGUGGUUUCUUUAUACAGGGCUUGAUUAUGUCCCCCUUUUUAAAAAUCAAUCUCUCCAAAAACGUCCCUUGAUUUAUGACCUUGGUUUCUGACCAGAACACUCAUUCCUAGCCCUGGUUGAUUCGUGGUAUAAGUGAUGCUAAGCUGCAUUUUUUUGUAGAGUUGAAGCUGAAAUGUUGCCAAGAAAGUCGCCUGACUAAAGGGCUCAUGACGACGGCUAAUGCAAGUCUGAUCUCAGAUCUCCGAAGCUAAACAGGACAGAGCCUAGUUAGUACUUGGAUGGGUAACUGCCAGGGCUUGCCAGGUGUUGUUGCCAUGAGGCUGUGAGGUGGACAGGAGAUUACAGCAAUCCUGCAAACCCACGGAAUGUUGCAAUCUUGCAUGCAGAUGUGUUCUCCGAGUACUCCGGUUUCUUCCUGCAAGCCAAAAAAAUAAUUAUAGGAAUUGGCAAAACAUCCAAAUUCAGGACCCUCUUGACAAAAAAAAUGUUGAGACUUUCCUGACUAAGUAAUUGCCAUUUAAAGCUUUCGUGACUGCAAGGAUUCAUCUUCUUUGGUUCUUUCGGUAAAGUCACGUAGAAUGAGAAUAAAAUAAUAAAUUGAUAAAAUAAAAUAACAAUAAUAUUCUUACGACGUUUCUCAUUCUACGUGACUUUACCGAAAGAACCAAAGAAGAUAAGUAAUUGCCGUUCUUUAAUUGUAAGAAGCAUACUUUUCCCAUAAUACAGGUAAAAAGGUCUCAAAGUUAAAUCAAUCUCUUUAUAUAUUUAUGUAUAACUGGUCGUUUUAUUCCCCGCAUAGGUGCAAAAAUGUCGCUAAGUUUUCUUAAGUUGGGUCCAGUUCUAUUAACGACCACAUUGAGAGUGGGAGCUCUGACGUGGGUCUUGUUAACAGGACGGCAGUGCCUUCACAAUCGCAAUAAAAGUGCCAUAUUUUGACGUAUAAGAAUAAAAACCCUGUUCUAAAUCUG